GCCGCCAGGCAGCAUGGGAGGGGCCCUCCUUUGCUGAGGCGCAGCAGCAGCAGCAGCAGCACUGUGGGUAACUACAGCACAGCUCUGCUCUCUCUGCGCUAUCACAGUGAGUCAGCUGAGUUGCCGGGAUCACAGGCGCCGGUGAGUGAGUGAAUGAAUGAGAGAGGGGACCCUGCAGGGUUUGGAUACAGAAAGGCGAAGGUGCGACUCUGGAGAUGCGCGGAGCUGAGACACUGACAUGGAAACAGUGAAGUGAUCGGAGCAAGCUUGUUGACGCAUAAUCCCGCCCGCCCCGCUGGCACUGGGAGGGGGGCAAAUCUCGCCUGCCUAAACUCAAAUCCUCCACAAGAGAUUUACGGAGUGCGCUGCUUCUGCUGCUGCUGCGAGUUCAGCCACCUUCAAGAAGACAUUUCUUUCAUUUUGGCUCUACAGGCGCUCUGUGGUGAUAAUGAGCAUAUUUUUGGGAGAUCCACAUGUCUGUGAAGCAAGAGGACCUCAUGCGCUAUCAUAAUUAGGGUAUUAAAUCCACUGUUGGAAUCGGCACUGUCACUGCGUCGCGGACGGUGGGCGGUUGGAUGCGCCCUGAGGUGUGGACAGGACCUGCCCGCACAUCACCAUCAUCAUCACCAUCAUCAUUAUCAUCAGCAUCCUCAUCAUCACAGGCAUUUGAUCGUGAUUGUGUUGAUUACACCGGAGAUCUGGAGCCAUGACAGGCCCCCCGCUGGUCCCACAGCCCGCCUGCUGACGGUACCGGGCAGGAUGGGAGCAGGUCUGCCGCGUUCAGGAUCCCGAACCAGUCGAUUUAUCAAUGGAGGAGGAGAGUGACACCCGGAAAAUCAACAACAGCUUCCUUCGCGACCACAACUAUGCAACCGAAGCUGACAUUAUCUCAACGGUUGAGUUUAACUCAUCGGGGGAGCUGUUGGCCACCGGGGAUAAAGGAGGCAGAGUGGUUGUCUUCCAGAGGGAGCAGGAGAGUAAGAGCCAGCCCCAACGUCGAGGGGAGUACAAUGUUUACAGCACAUUCCAGAGCCACGAGCCCGAGUUUGACUACCUGAAGAGUUUGGAGAUUGAGGAGAAGAUCAACAAGAUCAAAUGGCUUCCUCAGCAGAACGCCGCCUACUUUCUGCUCUCCACCAACGACAAGACGGUGAAGCUGUGGAAAAUCAGCGAAAGAGACAAGCGUCCGGAGGGCUACAACCUGAAGGAUGACGAUGGACGGAUCAGAGACCCGUCGACCAUCACCACGCUACGGGUGCCGGUGCUGCAGCCUAUGGACUUGAUGGUUGAGGCUACAGCCAGGCGGGUAUUCAGUAAUGCCCACACCUACCACAUCAACUCCAUCUCUGUCAACUCCGACCUUCAGACGUACAUCUCCACCGACGACCUCAGGGUCAACCUGUGGAACCUGGAGAUCACCGAUCGCAGCUUCAACAUCGUGGACAUUAAGCCAGCCAACAUGGAGGAGCUGACGGAGGUGAUCACCUCAGCAGAGUUUCAUCCCCAGCAGUGUCACACCUUUGCCUACAGCAGCAGCAAAGGCUCAAUACGCCUCUGUGACAUGAGAGAGGCCGCGCUCUGCGACAAACACUGCAAAUACUUUGAAGAGCCCGAGGAUCCCUCCACUCGCUCCUUUUUCUCUGAAAUCAUCUCAUCCAUCUCUGAUGUGAAGUUCAGCCACAACGGGCGCUACCUGAUGACAAGGGACUACCUCACUGUCAAGGUGUGGGAUCUUCAAAUGGAGAACAAACCGCUGGAGACGUACCAGGUCCAUGACUAUUUACGUGGAAAACUUUGUUCUCUGUAUGAGAAUGACUGCAUCUUCGACAAGUUCGAGUGUGUCUGGAAUGGAUCAGACAGCGUCAUAAUGACCGGCUCCUACAACAAUUUCUUCCGAAUGUUUGACCGAAACACCAAACGUGACGUCACACUGGAGGCGUCCAGGGAGAACAGCAAACCCAGAGCCAUUCUCAAGCCUCGCAAGGUGUGUGUGGGUGGGAAGCGCCGUAAGGACGAGAUCAGUGUGGACAGCCUAGACUUCAGCAAGAAGAUCCUUCACACUACGUGGCACCCGCAUGAGAACAUCAUUGCUGUAGCGGCCACCAACAACCUCUACAUCUUUCAAGACAAGGUCAACUAAAGGGCAAUCUGCCCAUGCUGACCCCUGACCCCCACAUGCAAAGGGGCUGCAGGGAGAGCUAGAGUUGGAGAAAGAGAGAGAUGAAGCCGGUAUCUACAUCCUUCUCCUCCUCUCCCUAUGUCUUGUUGCUGCUGG
Molecule: messenger RNA, 2275 nt
Organism: Epinephelus moara (kelp grouper)
Lineage: Eukaryota; Metazoa; Chordata; Actinopteri; Perciformes; Serranidae
Product: serine/threonine-protein phosphatase 2A 55 kDa regulatory subunit B beta isoform
Exons: 10
Coding region: 809-2140 (443 amino acids)
Biological process (GO): peptidyl-serine dephosphorylation
Cellular component (GO): cytosol; protein phosphatase type 2A complex
Molecular function (GO): protein binding; protein phosphatase regulator activity
Source: RefSeq, a predicted model, not a curated record